UUGGUUUGUCGUGACAAGAUAUAAACAUGGCUCAAGAUAACGGUGUAGACGUGAACUGUAAGAUAUGCUGCUUUCUACGUGAGUCGACGACGAAGGGCUUUAGGAGACUAUCAAUGGACAUGGUUGCGAUAACUUUAGUGUGUUCUCAUCGGGAAUAGCAUAAAACAUGAAUUACGGGAAGAAAUCGUCGCAGACAUCAUUCGAUUCGGAUAGUAUGUUUGGAGAAGAAGAAGAUGCCAAAGAUAACAUUAAAAGAAAAUCACGCAACCUCAGUGAGAAGAAAAGACGCGACCAGUUUAAUGUGCUGGUCAGCGAUCUUUGUAACAUGGUGUCCAAGGGAAACCGCCGCAUGGAUAAAUCUUCAGUAUUAAAGUCAACUAUCGCCUACCUGAAAACACACAAUGAAAGUAUUACUCAGUCCCAGCAGCAUGAAAUACAUGACGACUGGAAGCCACAUUUCCUGACAAACAAUGAAUUCACACAACUGAUGUUAGAGGCCACAGACGGUUUCCUUUUGGUGCUCACACAGGCAGGGAAUAUACUAUACUCUUCAGAAAGUGUAACUUCGCUUCUUGGACAUUUGCCUGUGGAUUUAGUCAAUCGUCUAGUAUAUGAUUUUAUUCUUGAAUCAGAGCGAGUUGAUCUCCAUACAUUACUGUCAUCCCACCAACUAGAAACUUAUAACAGCAGGACUGAUUUAGAUGCAGACGAAAAUCAGCUUUCCUUUUCAUGUCAUAUGAGAAGGGGCUCAACGAGUCCUGAUAGCGUACCACAAUAUGAACUAGUCAAAGUCAUAGGAAAUUUUAGAAAAUGGAGCACAAGUAUAGUUAAUAUAGAAUCUGAAGAUGGCUUCCAAGACAAUGGUGAUGAUUUAGAAACAGUUUGUUUUUGCUGCACAGUGCGGCUGCAGCAUCCAUUGUUCUAUAGGGAAAUGACAUAUGUCAAUGAAAGUAAAAGUGAAUUCACAUCAAGACACAGUUUAGAGUGGAAAUUUCUUUUUCUGGACCAUAGGGGACCACCCAUAAUAGGCUACAUGCCUUUUGAGGUAUUGGGGACUUCAGGGUACGACUACUUUCAUCCAGAAGAUUUACAGAAGAUAGCUAGAUCACAUGAACAGCUAAUGAAAACCGGUGAGGGGACAUCUUGUUACUACAGAUUCUUGACCAAGGGCCAGCAGUGGAUCUGGCUACAGACCAAGCAGUAUAUUACCUAUCACCAGUGGAACUCAAAGCCUGAGUUUGUGGUCUGUGUUAACACCGUAGUCAGUUAUAAAGAGGUACGAGCCAGCUUGAAGAAAGCCAUGGGCUGCCCUGAAGACAAGGUGGACAGCAUGGACUCCUCCCCAGUAGCAGGUCCUUUCUCUGACUAUGAGCACACUCCAUCCGUGUCUGACAUGGACGAGACGCACAGUGAUUUUUCUUCUGCAUCUCAACAUAAUGGUGCUGUCAUCAUGUCACCCAUAAAGCCAAGAAUCUCUCAGCAUUUUCAAGGUCUCAAGGAGCUGUUGGAGCAGAAUCCCAGCAGCAGUACUGGACAGAAUGGUGUGCCAAGCAGCAGCCGAGGUGGAGUCAGUAAACAUUUAUUCAAAAACUUGCCUAGUGCCAGUGGUCCCAGUUCCACACGGACAUCCAGCACCAGUGCGGCUGGCACCAGCUCCUCUCCCCCAGCCACUGCAACUGUAUCCAGCACUGUGUCCAGCUCUGCUGGGCUGCAGAACAACUUGCUAGAUCAGCUUGGACAACAGCAGAUAGUACUUACGCCAGCGCAGAAGCAGCUCCAGCUCCAAUUGUUACAAAAACACCGCCACCUUCAGCAGAUGAUCACACAGCAGCAGGAGCAGCUGCACCUUAUAGCACAGCAGUUGUUGUGGACCCAGCAGCAGAUGACCAGUAUUGGGAACUCCAAUAUCAAUGCCGACCAGCCUCAGGACCAGAUAGACAUAUCUCCACAGCAACAGCCAGUAGAGGACAGCAGUGAGCCCACAACUUCACAGGCCUCUGCUCAGGCAUCUGCUCAAGGAUCAUCACACUCUCCUGGCCAGUCAUCCCAGCCAUCUCAGCCAUCUCAGCCACAACAACAGCAACAACAGCCAGUCCAUCAGUCUGUCAUCACCUCUAGUAAUAUGAGUCCCAUGUCACUGUACUCUGACUUCAGUCCCUGCGUGACCACAGCUAGCACUGUGGCAGAUUUUAACAGCACCAACUCUUGCACUACCAGUGAUAUUAGACUCAAUGAGCAGUUGUUGCAGUUACAAUUGCUACAGCAGCAGUUGUUACUGCAGCAUCAGGUCCAGGCAAUGCCAAAUUUCCAGUCGUUAUUAUUCUCCCAAGACCUGCUGAUGGACGACCAGAUGCUGACUAAUAAUAUGCCAAUGAAUGGGCAGAUGCUGAGUCAGGACCUGGGGACAGGGUUGGUGGGACAGAUGCUUACACAGGAUGAUUCAAUGAUGCUUCAGGAUUUACAGGGAUCUUUCAGGGUGGAUGGAGGGUUUAGAACCCCCAUUUCUCCAAUGAGCCAACAACAACAACAACAACAACAACAGCAGCAACAACAACAACAACAACAACAACAACAACAACAACAACAACAACAGCAACAACAACAACAACAGCAGCAACAACAAAAUGUUGCAGUGUCCCAGAAUCAGGUUCAGCAACCACAUUUGGGUCAAGGUCACAUAUCAGGGUCACAGACAAUGAUGUCAGGUAACAUGGCCUCCCCACAUGUCCACCUGUCAUCUGUGUCUCCUCAUUUACAAGUGAACAAUGGCGGGAUGCUGUUGCCCCCCAGUGGUAGUUCUGUGCAUUCACGGCAACAAAGACUACACUCCGUGAGUUCAUUAGGAUUACAGUUGUCCUCAUCACAACAGCCUAGAUCCUCCUGCUCUCAAAACUACUAUCAUCCGCCCAGUAGUAAUUCCAGUGACCUGACAUGAACACGUGUUGCAAUAAUAAAUGUCAAAAUAGCACAUAAUAUUAAAAAAAGAGAUCUAUAUAUUAUCUACAUAUACAAGUAUAUAUAUACAUAUAUACACAUAUAUCAUACAUAUAUAUUGUUAUUGAAUCAUGUGAAAAUAUAUUUUGCUACACUGAUAAUAUUGUUAUGAAAAUUGUAUGAAAGUGAUAUGUGUAUAUUUUCUUUAGAUUUUGUAUGGAAAUUUAGUGCUGGUUGAUUUCCUGUGAUUGUUGUUUUGACUGUAGCUUGCUAGUUUUCACUUCUCUUUCCUGUAUUUCUUUAUGCAUCAAUGUUUCACGUUCGAGUUUUAAAGUAGAACUCUGCUGGACUCCUCUCUUAGGUUGAUUGAUUUUCUGACCUAAAUGAAAUGUAAGAGCACAUUUAAGUGAGUAGUAUUUAAGUGAGUAGUAUUUAUUGUAUUUUUAUGUAGAUCAUGUUGUCUUCCCAUUGCUGACUUCAUCAUGUACAAGCUGUGACUGCACUUUAUGAGUUAUGUUUUAGUCAUUAUAUAAAUGUUUCACUGCAUAUUAACAAAUUCCGAAUUUUUUCUUUGAAAAUUCCAAGGUUGUAAGGAAGCGCACAAAAAUUAUAUAUUUGAAUGAGUAUUUUUCAAUGCAGUUUCGUCUUUUUUACAGAAAGACCUUCCACCAAGCUUUGUGAAAGUGAGUUGACUAAGAACUAUGAACACUGCACCCCCAUUUUUGUAUUUAUUAUGAUAUUUAUUACCCAAAUUACCAACUCUUGAAUAUUCUACCUCGACUGAAACGCAGUAGGCUGCAUCUUUUGGAUACUUUCUGGGUAUAUGCCUGUGUAUGUGUGCCUACACACAGGCACGCACAGGCACACGCACGCAUUCUGUUUGUAAGUUCAUUUUAAAUGUCAUUUCUGAGAAAGAAAAAAAAUGAUUAAGACCUUUUUGAAUGUAUAUCUCACUGAAGAAUCCCACUUUUUUAUGUUAGUGGAAAUUUCAAUUCACGAAAAAGGAGCAGGUUCAAAAUUUGUGCUUUUAAAAAAAGUAUUUCUGUUGAGAAUGGAUUAAUCAGAGUUUUAUCUAUUUAUUUGUUUAUUUAUUUAUUUAUUUUCAAACAAAGUGAUUCUCCUCCUUGCUUGUUUACCAUCUAAAAUAUAGCCAUCUUUAUGUGGAUAGAUUCUACUUGCUCAAGUUGUUAAAGCAAAAUGUGAUGGUUAAGUUUGAUACUGACAAGAUUUUUUACAUGGUAAGACAGUGUGGCCUUAAAAAUGAACACAACUCAAUGUGAUGACUGUGAUAAUGUUAUCACAAGAAUUGGAGAUUUUAGAAUGGAGUAUUGGUAAUAUUUCCCCAACACAAGAAUACAGGUAAUUUAAAACUUUAAGAGAGUUUAGUUUAAAGCAUUUAUUAAGUACUGACCCCAACUUGAGGAAAGCACAGUGUAGUUUUAAAAGGCCAAUUUUAUCUAUUUUUAAUCCAAGUUUCUGUACUAAAAAUCAUGCUAACCUUUGCCCAGGUAAUUAUGUAAUUAUCAAAAAUCUCUCUCAAAAAAGUAGUAAAUACAAAAUUUUCAGUCGGGGACAAAACUGCAGGUAGAUUAAACAUUAACAUAAAAUGCCCUUGAUAAAACAGUAUUACUUGAAUCAAAUCAUAGACAGGGACAAGCUUUAUAUAUAGUUUUAAUUUAAUAGUAUAGUUAUUAUGAUUAAAGUUAGUUGUCAUCAUGCAUUUUAUUUAAGCCAAUUAAAAAAGUAUAAUAUUAUAAUAAAUGAAAGAUAAUUCUUAAAUCGUUUUAGGUAUUAUUAUUACAUGUGGAGGUCUUUUCCGUGAUUUGGACAUGAUUUUGUUGUUGACAGUUGAGCUGGGAAAGAGUGAUAGAUGUUAAUGUUUGACAUAUGUUAAAGAAGUAUUUUAAGCACAAUAUUACAUAUAUUAUCAAUUUUAAAGAAUAGUGGAAUAAAAAAUUAAAAUGGUUAAAUAUAGAUAUUUGAUAUGAAAUCCUAGGCAAAUGAAAAAAACGGGUAGGUAAACAAUUGAAAGAACAAACUUGCAUAACUAUUAUUAAUGAGUAUAGUUUAAAAUCAUCAUCAUCAGCACAUUUGGCAAUUAAUAAUAAAAUAAUCAUUAAAUCAUUGCCAUUUCAUUAUACCAUGAGCAUCCAUUUUAAAAAAAAACUUUUUUACAAGUAACACCUUGAAAUUUUCCACUUAAAGGCUGAAAUUAAUCUAACCUCUUCACUAAUGGUUUUCUUACAUCUGCAUGAUGUCACUUCCUUCAAGUUGGUCACAUUUGAUACAUCGAAUUCCCAAACAUUUUUAAAUGAUUAAAAUCAUUUUAAAGUGGUGGACAGGGUAAGGCAAAAAGUCCUAAAUGUACAUGUUUUGGAUAAUGGAUAAAUCUUUGGUGUUCACUAGCUCUGUCAUUUCACCAUUGACGUCAUAAUUGCAAUAUUGGGGUAAAUAUUGCAAAAUCAGUUUUUCAAAUCUCUCCUUUCCCUGAGCACCAUGAAUACCCCUUUAACACCCAUUUAUGACACCAUUGAGCACUUCAAAACCCUGCCAGCUAUUUUUCUUGAAAGCCCUAAUUCAGAUUUUAUUCUUAAUGAGGCAAAAUAGUACUUUUUCUAUGAUACACUGAAAUUAGGGGCUUAAAACUCCAAGACAUACAUGUAAACCAUGAUGGCACGGGAUUGAAGCCCAUUUGUUGUUGUGAAAAAAAUUUGUUCAGCUAUGGAAGUUAUGUCCCAUGCCAAUUAUUAUAUCUCACCCCAAAAUAGAAAGCUCUUCAAUUGUCCAUAAAUGCUCUGAGAUGCUUUAUAUGCUGAGCAACAGAAAAUAUAAGCAUCAAUAUUUGAGAUUUUCCAGACAUUUUUUAUUGUUUUUAAUAAGCAAAAUGGUAGAUGCAUUUUUAAAUGAAUAAUUAGAUACACGAAAAAACUCACUUAAGUGUUUUGAUGAUCAUAAAUCUGUCUGUAACUUUUGUCUUCUUUUCUAGUUGCAUUUAAGCAUGUGUUUGGACUUGAAGUCCUUUGAUGCAAACAUUUUCAUCUGACUAGCUGGAGUACGUAGUGGCACAAGUUCAACCUUAGGCAUUAUGCCAUUGUUAAAGUAUUGCUAGUACCACAUGUAGGUGAAGUUUAAGGUGCACUUUAUUGUACAAAGCACAAUAAAAAUGUAGCUUUUGUUUUCAAGCAUUGGGGAUGUUAAAGGUAAAUAUUUUCUGCUUUUAAAAAUGUCCCAAACUCAUUUUCUAAGAUUACUCAUCUUUCCCAUUUCAGACCUUUAAAAUGAUAAAGUCCCUCAAAGUAAGUCACCUUUAGUACAUAUUUCACUCUUAAAUGUACAGGAAGACACGGUAAUCUAAGCGACUGGCCAGUCAUUUAGAACUAGCUAUAGGACACACUGAGCUAGUUUAGAACUUAGCUACUUAUAAAGAAAUUAUAUAAGACAUCGAAUCCAAGUUCAAGAAUAGGUCUAGUAAUGAUUCAUGAGUAGGAAAAAAUUGCUUUAUUAUUACUUAUUAAUUAAUUAAUUUUUUUAGCAAAGUUUGAUUUAGUGGGAAAAUUAUGGAUAGGAUACAACAUUUGAUUUAAGUUUUUUUAGUUGUAUUAUGAGAGGAUU
Lingula anatina is the source of this 6546-nucleotide messenger RNA. RefSeq lists its product as uncharacterized. Gene Ontology annotation, biological process: regulation of transcription by RNA polymerase II; circadian regulation of gene expression. Gene Ontology annotation, molecular function: DNA-binding transcription factor activity, RNA polymerase II-specific; RNA polymerase II cis-regulatory region sequence-specific DNA binding; protein dimerization activity. Gene Ontology annotation, cellular component: cytoplasm; nucleus; CLOCK-BMAL transcription complex. The record is from RefSeq and is a predicted model, not a curated record. NCBI's taxonomy places the organism in Eukaryota, Metazoa, Brachiopoda, Lingulata, Lingulida, Lingulidae.